This is a messenger RNA of Eriocheir sinensis (Chinese mitten crab), 1767 nucleotides long. RefSeq names its product putative nuclease HARBI1. The coding region runs from base 97 to 792 and encodes 231 amino acids. The transcript has a single exon. NCBI's taxonomy places the organism in Eukaryota, Metazoa, Arthropoda, Malacostraca, Decapoda, Varunidae. The record is from RefSeq and is a predicted model, not a curated record.
UUUCAAAAUGUUAUCGCUGAUACCACAGGACUCACUCAACCAAGUGUGAGUCGAAUAAUUUCUAGUGUGACCAACAUCCUAUAUGAGAAGGCUAAAAUGGAAAUUAAAAUGCCAACCAAUAUCUAUGAUGUGAACAGAACAGCAGCCGCAUUUAGUUUUAUAGGUGGUUUCCCCAGAGUAAUUGGUGCCAUAGAUUGCACGCACAUACCUAUUAAGGCACCUAUUGAAAAUGAACAUAUUUAUGUAAAUAGAAAGAGUUUCCAUUCUCUGAAUGUGCAAGUCAUUUGCAAUGCUGAGAUGCUGAUUACCAGCUUCAGUGUCAAGUAUCCUGGUGCCACAAAUGAUGCCUUCAUUUGGAGAAAUUGCCCUUUAAGAGACAGAUUUGAGGCUGGGACCUUCAGAGAUUUUCAUCUGUUAGGAGACUGUGGAUAUCCUCUUGAACCAUACCUGCUGACACCCUUCCAUGACCCCAUGACUGAAGGUGAGCGGCAGUACAACAGGAGCCACAAAACUACAAGGGUCAUCAUUGAACAAACCUUUGGUGUCCUGAAGUCUCGCUUUCGCUGCCUUCACCGUUCAGGUGGAUCGCUGCAGUACGACCCCAAGAAGUGUGCUAAAAUAGCUGCUACGUGCAUGUGGCUCCACAAUAGGUGCAUAAGAAGAAGAAUUCCAAUGAUCGCACCAGUUGGGAAUGAUGAUGGUAUGAAUAAUGACAAUGACAUCAUACAUGGUGAUCACAACCCCACAGGGCAAGAUGUGAGGAGGGAAAUAGUUGAGGGCUUUUUCACCUAAAUGUAGACAGUUCAGUGACUAAGUGAUAUUAUGGUGCAUAUAGUAGUUGAAAUAAAUAUCUCAUUUGAAGAGGUAAUUCUAUUUGUACUUUUAUGUUACAUAGCAGGUGACAUAAAUAUGAUCUCAUUUAAUAACAGAUCCUGAACACUUUUGAUAUUUUGUUACUUACAUUUUAAUGCUAAAUAUACAGAUUUUUUUAAAUAUUUAUUUCUCUCUUCCCUCAAAAUAAUUACCCGUAGAGUAACAAAAAAAUAAACUUUCAACUAUAGCAUUUGAACUAGAAGCUUUUAUAUAUAUCACAUUUAUUUGUAUCAUAAAUAUAUUUACUCUUAUCACAGUAGAGCAGCGCCUCUGUGGUGCAGUGGGACGGAGAUAAGUCCUGCAUCCACGCUGUCACUGCCUUAUCACAGCAUUGUGUGACUAUAUAUUGCACUUUUAGGAUCUAAAAUAGCUACUGACUUUAAUAAGAAAGGUAAUAAAGGUAAUAUCUGUGCCCCAGGAUAGCAGUUUCUAGCCUGUCAAGCCUUGAACUAUUUUUUCUAGUAGGUCACCUAUUCUGGUAAGGUUGUCACCUAUUCUUGUAAGGUGUCUAUCUAGCAUCUCUUGUGUAUUAUUUUGAACAUUAAUAACUCUUUGGAGGCUUGCUGUCUCCUCAUGGCCACGGGUUGAUCCACGGCUACCGGACUGGCCUCGUCUCGGAGUGCUGUUUGAAGAGUUCGGCUCCUCCCUGUGGUAAUCAUGUUCAUUAGGAACAUGGUUUGUGUCUUGGGACACAGAUGUAACUGUCACUUCUCGGAUGGCUGAAGGACCAGUAGCAGGCUCCAGGAAUAUGUUUGCAUCCCUAGAUACUAGAUACAACUCAGCCAUGGCCACCCUCUUGGGGGAGGUUCCUGCGAGGGGAUGAGGCGUCGGAGGUUUACAUGCUGCCACACUAGUUGUUCUGGGAGGUGCUGGCUCUUCAUUCUCAAUGGUUGC